UGUAAUCUUUAGCGCUUUGUGGUCGAGUCAAACAAAUCUAAAAUUCAGUUAAGGACGAAUGCCUGCUAAAAACAACACGAUAUUUUCUUUAAAAAAAUGUUACACUGAGGUGUGAGUGUUCAGAAGCAGCUGAAUAACGGUACCUGCUCCGCCUGUUAGUAAGCUAUGAUGCCAGACUGGGUCAGCCUGUGUGUGGUCCUCAGCGUGUUGUUAAGUCUUUUAACGGUAGCUGGUUAUAUUUUGCACUCGGGGCUGCUCUCAGACAUUACCGUGCUAACCGGCUCUCCGCCCAUAAAGAAGAUUACAUUCGCCUACAAAUUCAAAGAGGGACCGUACAGACACUGCGGAGAACUUUUUAAGGAGUCUCAUAGUAUUGGACCAAAGCUUUCAUGUAUCGGAGUGUUUUAUGAUGACCCUAAAAAGGUGCCUGGACCCCAGUGCCGCUAUGCUGUUGGCAGUAUUCUGAGCGAAGGAGAAAACAAGGCCGAUGAGGAGCUUCUAAAGCGCUAUGAGACAUCUGGCUUUAAUGUCUUUUCCUUUCCCGAAGUCACACACGUGGUCUCUACCUCGUUCCCCCACAGGAUGUUUUUCUCUAUUCUCUUGAGAGUGAGGAGAGUCUACCCACAGCUAGAGCUCUACAUCAAGGAAAGGAGGCUGUGUGCACACCCGUUCCUUGAGAUCUACAGGGAAGGUCAGAUCCAAUUCAUGGCCCCCUUAGCUCGACAGGGGGAUUUUUAUGUGCCUGAAGUCCGGCAGGUUGAAAGGAGACUGUCAGGGGAAGAGGAAUCGCACAGUGAUACCGAAGUCUCAGGUGCAGACUCGAACAGUGAAUACAGCUCAGGGAGUGGGGUUCUCCUGUCAGACAGCAGAGAGACGUCCCUAGUGGCCUCUUCGGUCCACUCUGUGGAUCAGGGGGAUAGAAACUACAGAGGGAGAAGCUCUGGGGGAAACUCGUUUAAAGAGCUGGACUGGGAGAAAGCCGGCGGACAGCAGGAAGAGAGAGAGGAGUGGCCUCAUGGAGACUCCGACCAGAAGAGCCUGGAGGUUCCCACUCAGGAGUGGUGGGGUGUCGUUGGAGGGGAGGAGUGAAAGCUCAGUGAGACAUAUUAGUUGAGGAUGAGAGAAUAAAGAGAUAUUCUUUAUUUCUCUUAUUGUCCACAAAUCCCAUGAAAAGACCAAAACCAACAAUGUAUGAGUCAGUUUCUCAGUACUUUCUGCCUCCCCCACCCGGAAAACCCAUUCUUUCUUAUAGAAGAUGUUAAUGUUUCAAAAACAGGUCAUGAAUAUACAAUUCUGUUUUAAAAUAAGUUGUCUCCUAAAACACGGGCUCUGUAGUUUUUAGCAAAUGUGUCUCAAACUGAAGUAAAUAGAUCACUUGUCGGGGACUGUUUUAAGCUGAGGAUUAAUCCAUUUGGUAAGUUAGUGGAACUACAGUUCCUGUGUUCAUUGUAAUGAAGGAACGUGUCUGCCAAAGCAAUGUUAUGUCUCAUUGUUUUUAAUAGUUUUUGGACAACAGUGGAGGUCUAUGACCUCCAGGGAAUAAGCAAUUUCAGGCUUUGUCUAGGCAGAAAAUUCUAUAAAUUUUGGUCUUUUCACGGGACUUGUUGAAAAUAAAGAAUAUGGAAAAUCACCAGACUUAUCCUUGAAUCUUUUAAUUGCACAAUUUUAAGGUGAAAGUAUUAAAAUCUGCUAAAUUUUCUUGACAGAAAACAAGAACCUAUUCAGGUAACCUGAGUUUCUUGAAAAACUUUUACAGAAGUGAUGCUGUUUGUCAAAAUGAUACAAGAUGACUGAAGUGAGUGUUUCUUGCCCAAAGUGUUUUUACUUGAAUAUCUCCCACUAUUAAUAUUUUUUAUCUCUCCAUCUGAAAUUAUAUAUAGAUGUUGUGAAAAUGAUCAGAUUGUUUGAUAGAUGUCUUUAUUUUGCUGGACUGAAGCUAACACACAGCUUACAUUUCUGACAAGGUAUUUGUUUGUUAGAGGAUUGGAACACAAAUAUAAAUAUAGGGGAUUCGGAUCAUUUCAAGUAUAUUUAGUGACUUGUUUACAAAGGACCCGAAGACCAUUCAUUAAUAACUGACACAAGGCAUUGAAAUGAGUAUAAGCACAUAGACCUCACAAAGCUGUCCUGUAUUUCAAAAUUUCUUGUGUUCUGAAUAUUUGUGCACUUUGUUAUGAUGUGUAUUUUUACAAGGCUGUGUGUUGGCAUUGCUCUGUUGGUGACUGAAUGAAUGCAUAAUUACCUUCUUCUUGUCCUCCUGACCACCUCUGAGAUUUAGGACAUGAUUAGUGCAGCCAAGACAAGUCAGCUGACCAUUAAUAUUCAUUUCACUAUGAUUGAAAGCAAUGCCCUGGGACUCUUGUAUUUACAGUCACUCUACUUCUGGCCUCUGGCAUCCUUAACUCAUACCAGCUUCUUCAUUUUCUGUUUACACAUCAAGUUCUGUUAUUUUACUUUCUCAACCUUUCUCCCAUCUGCUGUCUCUUUGCACAGGCUAAUUCCUGUUUGUUUUUUCUCCUUUUGUUCUGUCUCUCUCUUUCUCUUUGAAAUAAAUUUGGCAGCUGCAGCCUCAAAGAC
This is a messenger RNA of Toxotes jaculatrix (banded archerfish), 2577 nucleotides long. Its product is annotated as testis-expressed protein 264. The coding region runs from base 166 to 1089 and encodes 307 amino acids. Gene Ontology annotation, cellular component: autophagosome membrane; endoplasmic reticulum membrane; replication fork. Lineage: Eukaryota; Metazoa; Chordata; Actinopteri; Toxotidae. The record is from RefSeq and is a predicted model, not a curated record. The transcript has 4 exons. Gene Ontology annotation, biological process: protein-DNA covalent cross-linking repair; reticulophagy.